Lentinula edodes (shiitake mushroom) is the source of this 1362-nucleotide messenger RNA. Its product is annotated as Indoleamine 2,3-dioxygenase. Gene Ontology annotation, biological process: 'de novo' NAD+ biosynthetic process from L-tryptophan. The record is from RefSeq and is a predicted model, not a curated record. The coding region runs from base 1 to 1362 and encodes 453 amino acids. The transcript is spliced from 3 exons. Gene Ontology annotation, cellular component: cytoplasm. NCBI's taxonomy places the organism in Eukaryota, Fungi, Basidiomycota, Agaricomycetes, Agaricales, Omphalotaceae. Gene Ontology annotation, molecular function: metal ion binding; heme binding; indoleamine 2,3-dioxygenase activity.
AUGUCACAAACGAAAUCGGCAGAUUCCCAGCACAGAGAGCAGGAUUUCGACAUUGACCCGAUUACUGGUUUUGUUCCCCCGCAACCUCUGCCACGUCUUCCUGCCGAGUACAAACUAUGGGAAGAUGCAUUAUCAGAGGCUCCAGAUGUCCUGAGAUUAAGCAACGACACAUCUGAUGAAGCUUUAACAUUGCGUGCGGAAGGGGAAGUCUGGAGAUCGAAUAUUCGAUUGGGGCCAGCAUUGGACGUGGAUUUUAUAAGAGAACGACCCCGCCUCCUACAGCGAGCGCACGUAGUACUCACUUGGCUCGUUCAAUACUACGUGCACUCGCUUCCGCCUACCCAUCCCCCAACACCAAAGAGAAUCCCCGAAUCCCUAGCGGUGCCCCUCGUAGAAGUGUCCCGGAUUUUGGGUAUCGCACCAAUACUCACCUUUGCUGACACCAUUACAUGGAAUUGGGAGCUUAUACACCCUGACCAACCUGUCACCAUAGACAACAUGAAACUCGCCCACUCAUUUUCUGGUCGGGAUGACGAGCGACACUUCUAUCAAGUCCAGGCGGCGGUGGAGCUACACGGCACACAACUACUACGGAUAAUUGAUGAUUAUAACCAAAUUCCAAACCUCGAUGAAUUCACGUCAGUUUUCAAGGUGGCACGAGAUCUGACUCGACUCACUGCCAUUAUCGAAGAGAUCAGUGAUUUGAUCCAGUCGAUGAGGAGUGGUUGCGAUCCUCAUAUCUUCUACUGGGAAAUGCGCCCGUGGGUAGAAGGGAGUGACUCUAAAGGUCCUUCCCAACCUGGAUGGAUCUUCGAGGGGGUGGAUCCUCAUGCGCCUGAGCUUCAGUAUCUCAGCGGGCCUUCUGGAGGACAGAGCACGGUCAUGCAUGCCCUUGACUUGUUUCUUGACAUCGAUCACAAGCUCCAGUGGAAACGUCAGCCGGCUCCCAGCUCUGAAAACAAGAGGGCAGACCGUGGCUUUAUGGAUCGCAUGAGACAGUAUAUGUUAGGGAAACAUCGCGAAUACCUACAGCAACUCGAAACAUCGCCCCGUUCGAUACGGGAAUUGGCACAGCGUACAGCUAUACUUCGAGAGCCGUACAACAACGCGGUUAAAGCGCUGAAAACGCUGCGUAGUCUCCAUAUGCGUAUUGCCUGCUUAUACAUAAUCAACAUGUCGAAGACAGAGAAUCCACGAUCCGCUUGCCCUGCGGCUGCCGCGAUGGAAAGACAAGCCGCUAAAAUGGAGGCCGGCGCGAAAGCUGAAAAAAAGGGGCCGAUCUUAGGAACUGGAGGUACCGACUUGGUGACCUUGUUGAAGGCCGGUAGAGACGCAACUUCUCGAGCGGCAUUGAAGAACUAA